CUGGGAUUAUUCAAGCAUCCGCCAUAUUGGUUUUGGUUUUGGGAUGAACUUAAGAAAAUAUUUCAGUUUAUACUGAAAUACUAUCAAAUGCAGCCAAAAUAGGUAUUAUUUAUACCCAAACACUUAAACUAACGUUACGCCUCAAAGCAUCCAUAACGUUAAAGAUGAAUUCUGUGGAGAAAAAGAAGAUAAAAAAGCGAAAAACGAAGAAGGGUGUUUUGACACCAAAUUCAUCGACUUGUGAACAAUCGGGGCUGCCCAAAGCGACUACAGAGGAGCUAGAUCAAAUUCAGAAAUUGAUGGAUGCUGAAGAUGUUGAUACCCCCAUCCCUGCUAUGUCUCGUGCUUCCAAUCCUUACCUUGGGGGAGAGAAAUGUUUGCUUUGUAGAUGCGACAGACCAGACCCACCCAAGGACAAAGAUAACAGUGUGAACAAAGCAGGCCAUCCAGAGAUGGGACUGUCCCAACUGCCACUUUGGGUGUGUCCUGAGUGUAAGAAAACUGUGGAAGAAGGGGUCGAUGACAAGAGGACAGCUAUGGACUCCUCAUUGUUUGACUCUGAUACUCUACCAUUCUUACCUGAUGUCAACCUAGGAGGCUUUAACUCUGAUACAUUCACUAAUGCCAACUCUUGCACAUGUGAUGCGUGCCAAGAACGCAAGCAGAUAGAAUCUGAACAUGAGCAAGAGACAGUGGAGCUCCAGCAGUGUUGGACUGAGCUCCGGGGAGUUGUACGCUGUGUAUACAGGGAGGGGGUACCUCUGCUGAGUAAAGAUGGCAGCAAAACUAAACUACCAGAUAUCAGUAAAGUAAAAGAACUUGUCCAUAGACUUGUGGCACGCGAUCCUCAUCAACUAUAUCAACGUCUGGAGUCCCAGGGUAGAGAGUAUGUCAUAGAGAUGAAAGUGAGGCUACUGAAGCAGUUAACGACGGGACACAAGACUCCGCAACAAGCCAAACAAUUUGUCUCUAUGCUAUUAGAGGAGUACUUCAAGAUCUGCACUGCUGCCAAGACUCUAGCCUCAUUUUUGCAGGAACUGGAGUUGGAGCAUCUAAAGAGGUUCAACCUGACCUGGGAAUUACAUAACAAGCACCUCUUCCAAAGUAUUAUCUACACUGACCCACUAGUACAAAACAGCCUGCCUAUGCUCAUUACACAACUGAGGCUGGGAGCAGCAUCUAAGGAAUCAUACCACGAAGAAACAUACCCUAACAUUCUGCACAAGUAUCUCAAAUUUGACGAUGAAAUGUCUGUUAUCCUUGUGGUGUGGAGAGAUUGCCAGUGUCUGCUAGAUGAGUACAAUGAAGAACAGGCAGCUUUAAAGGCAAAGCAAAAGAUGUUGAAGGAAGAUUGGGAAUUCUUCAAGCAACAGAGAAAGAUCCUCGAAGAUCAAGUACUAAAAAACAAAAACAAGAACCUCUCUCACAACAUUGAAGCUCAGUUCACAGAAACAAUGCGGCAUGUUCUACAGGGGACCAAGCCAACCAACCAGGACAAUUGUCACUGCUCUCACUGCAAUAGAAAAAAGUGUCCAUGUGAUGAAUGUACCAUAACACACAUGAUCACAUGUGGCAUUAUCAACACUGACCAAGGAGAUGGGGCACCCUUGGGCCACCCUACACAUGACCAGCUAAUAAUGGACUCAUCACGGUACAUCAUAGACGUCAAUCCUCCCUCAAUGUCUAGCACUGGCUCUAGUAGCGGCUCAUCUAGCCCCAUUAUAGUGGGGAAGGAACGCCUAACUCUCCCGUAUGAUGAACUUGAUGAUGAUGACGACUAUGAUAUCCCAGAAGAAAUCAAUGGCCAGUCAGGAGACAGCGAGAAUGAUGCAGAUAAUGAGGCAGAGUCUAGUAGAGCAGAAGACAGAACUAAAUGGAACAGAGUUGAAGGGUCAGAGGCAAAAUGCAAUCAAUCUCAGUCCGCUAACUUGGACAAUGUAUCGGUGAAAAUGCAGUCGCACCACUGCCAAUGCCAUGUAUGUGUUGUCCAACAGCAGGGUACUUCUGUACCCCCUACCUCUCUACCCACCACUGUUCCCCCAGUCUCUAUAGCCCCUCAGCCAGCAUCCCUGCAUCUCUACCCACACAUCCAUGGAGCUACAACGUUAUCCAGUUUACAGGGCCACACAAGUCAGCAUGUCAGGCCACCAUUACACCCGAACCUGUAUAACCUACACAACUCAAAUAACUUUGCAUCUGCAGCUUCCAAGAAACAUAUUGGUGACUUUGAUAGUCGAGAAGCUGAGAAUUAUAAUUACAAUACAUACCAUUGUCAGCGGCCGAAUGACGGAGGUAAAGCAGCGGUGAAUGCAGCAUUAUACCAGCAGCACAUGAGCAAUCUGAACAGCAGUGAAUUGUUGAAUGCCCCCCCUCCUCUCAUCACCCCUGGGGGAAAUUUUCUUCCCGAUCACCUACCUACGAGCCAAACUUCACAGUCUCAGCCCCAAGACCCCCAGCCCAGUAAAGCCUCUUCUGUCCCUGGUGCCCAUGGAAACCACGCCCAAGGUACUCCAUGUCGCACCGGAAAGGGCCAUACUCAUACAGAAGAAUGCUUCAAAAACCUACAGCCAAUUAAUCGAACACUGCUGAACAGGUCCCCGACGCGGUCAAAAGCGACCACACGAGGUGCUGAACCUGAAGCUCCACACUGCCAGAAGCACAACCUCCCCGGUCAUACCGUGCACUCUCAUGGUACGUUUGCAGACAGCUCUCACACAUACACCCACACCAAUGUAUCAGCUCCCACAGCACCCUCUCAGCAGCUACAAGUGAAGCUCACACCAGAACUAUUCCGCUCUGCUGCCAUCAAUGCAGCCAAAGAGGAAGCAGCUCGAGUAAGCAGUAACCAAAACAACCAUUCAGCAUGCAGUGGUCAGCGGCAUGGCAACCACACUGGACACGGCACGCCACCCCGGGGAGGAGCAUCCACAACUCCCCAACAACCACGCAAUAGCCAGCACAACCACAACUCCCAUUCUUGCAGUCACCAGCAUGGUCAACAACCACGACAAACCCAAACUGAUCAGAAAUCGGGGGGUUGUACAUCCUCUGUACAGCUUCCCUCUACUGUGAAUAACAUGAGCACUGGAACAGCAUCUCUCUGUACAGAGGCAGACUGUGAUGCACACGAAGAUAAUUAUGAUUCUGUGGACGAUUCAUGUUCAGAGCAGAGCUCUUCUACAUCUACGUCCAAUCAGAAGGAGGGAAAAUAUUGUGACUGCUGUUAUUGCGAAUUCUUUGGCCAUGGCACACCCCCAGUUGCACCCACAAGUAGAAACUACGCUGAAAUGCGUGAAAAGCUACGGGAAAGAUUACGUAAGAAAAAUGAAGCAAAGGGUGGAGAGUUAAGCUCAUGUCAGCAACAGCAACAACAGCAGCAACUUAUGCAGUGUGCCCAAACUGAGUCCCAUACACAGUGUGACAGCAGUAGCUCUAACAUCUCUGUUACUGUAAGUAGUAGCGAACCAGCGUUAGAUGAUCUACUGAAGUACAUUAAUGGUGAAGGUGAUGAUGAUGGAAAACAGCUCAGUACAAAGGCAGCUAAAAGGGCUAGGCAGAAACAAAGAAAGGCAGAGGAGAAAGCUCGGAAGGAAGAAGAAGAACGACAAAGGAUUGAGGAAGAGGAACGAUUAAAGGAGGAGGCACGAAUUCUGGAAGAGCGCAAAGCAAGACAGAAAGAAAACCAACAGAAGAAAAAGAAAAGCAAGCACAAGGACAAGGAAAACUCACCAGAUAAUAGUGUUGCAACUAGUCAGACAGGCAGUAAGGGGAGUGCAAAGGGAAACAAGGGAACCACUGAGAGUGUGAAGACUAAUCACCAGAGCUCCCAGCCCCUUAACUCUCAAGCUAAAAAAGAAGAGGUGCGAAAAGCAACCAUAUCAGACAAAGGCAACCUCAAACACGCUGAUACUCCCCAUCUGAAGCAAGCUGAGUCAAAUAAAGCACAAAAUCAAGUUCAAACUGAGCAGCACAAGGCAACCCCUGUGAGUCCUAGCAAGGUUAUCUCUGGUAGCCCUAGCAAGGUCAUCCCUGGAAGCCCUGUUAAAGUCACCCCUGGAAGCCCUAACAAGGGACAAAUCAAGAAGCUACCAAAAUCUCAAACCAAGCAGGACAGCCCACCUCUAUUAGGCAAGCAGGUUCCACAGCAGCAUCAACGUCAGCAAAAUCAUUUUCAUGAGAAAAGUCACCACCCGACAACUAUGAAGAUCGUCACAGACAUCAGUCAACAAAAUAUCAUGAAAAUCCCAACCAAUCAACAUCAUGAUAACCUGCACGAAAAUGCCAAAAAUAAGAAAUCUAUGAAGAAGCAGUUGAGUCCUCCCCAGAGUUCUGAGUCCUCAAUGGACAUGCCACGUCUAUCUAUGAAGCAACAAGCCAAUGGCAGAGGCUCUCAUGAGAUGAGGGGAUCCCAUGAGAAUGGAAGUCACCAGUUGACUAACGGGGAUGUCGAGGGGAGAAUAUCCAGCCUUGGCACCUUGCAGGAUCAUCAAAUCUCACCAAGCUGUGGCUCUAACAAGCAGAAAGGUCGCAAGAAGAAGAAGGGAUCCAAUGACAACUACAUAGAUGAGAUCUUCAUGCCCAAACAGGACCUGGAUCUUGAAAGUGGAGAGAUUGAUGAAGUUGAACGCGAGUUGGAGGAGUUCAAGAGGUUCUGUUUUGCUGAGCCGAGCAAGCCCCGUGAAAAGCUUCAAGUUAAUGUGAAUCUGAAAGAUAUCUUGACGAAGAAAUCAAAAUCUGGACUUGGUUGCGCAUAGAUAGAGUCAUCUGGGUGUUGACAUUGAUUGAAUGGAAUAAGUGUGUGGUGUAUGCUAUACGUGAAGUAGACACUUGCAAAGGAAGACAUGAGGGGCAUGGUCAGAGUCCAAUGGUUCAUUUUUGGUAUGAUCAUAACUUAUGAUUCCAAGAAAACCAUUGUCUACUUUUUGGCGAAGAAUGACUUGUGAUCAAAUCAUAAGUUACGACUGUUCCAAAAAACCCAGGGUUCUUAUCAUUAUUUAGACCAUGUUCAUCUUGGAAUUGAAACAUUAUUGUCAGAUCAUGAGAAAAAUCAAAUCAAAUUCUCUUUAUGUACUUGAGUUAUGAACUUAUUAAUUACUGAUAACCAGUGUUAUUUUAUGAGCAAGAUGAUAUCCUUGUUUUUGAUGGCGAUGAUAUCUGCCAUAUAAUUUCUUUUAACAUGCCAUAUAAUUGUGUCAUGAUUAAAGGGGAUUUACUCCAUUGAUGUAAAAUAUGAAAUGCAAGAUAAAGGACGGCAUUAUUUAAGAUUUUGGAUGUUAUCUAGUGUCGGUAACCUUUCAUCUUAGAGCAUAAGAAUGACAAAAGUAGAUUCUGUUUGCUGGGAAAUCCUGGUUUGUGUUUUGAGUAAUGUGUGUGGGACUUUUGAAGAGUAAUUGAACAAUGUUUUAGUUUAUUAUAACUAUUGACUUAAUUUAAUGAAUGAGGAACACUGUUUUGUAGAAUUAGCAUGUGAAGUAACGGUCUGCAUACUCUUGGUUGAAAAGGCAUAGAUUACAAACAUUGUUUUUGCAAAUUAAAUGUUUGUCAUGAAAAUAUGCAAAAGCAGAGUAUUGAAUCUUUAAGGGGAGUACGUAAUCAUGAGUCUUUUUAUUAUCGAACUAGCUAACGUGAAAGAUGAGGUUAAAUGUUAUGAUGACCAAACUGUAAACUGCAGUUGCAGCCUCAUUUUGAAUUUGAAUAAACGACCAACUUUUUAAUUGGUCAAUGAAUAAUCAAUUUAUGUCAAAAAACGAGACAGCCAUAUUUUGUAUGAAUGUAAAAUUACAUUAAUCGCCAUGCAUGUGUUCAUGUUAAAAUGAUCAAUUUAUUUGUUCAUAUGGUUCGUGUCAAAGUUCAGAUUUCAAUCGAUACAUCUGAUAUAUAAAGCAUGAGGGGUUUUAUAUGAGAUGACUUUAAUGUAUGUGGCGAUAUAAUACAUAACCACGGAAUGUCUGAUGUAUACUAUAUACAUGUAUAAUGGGUUUGUCCAACAGUAUAUAGUUGGAAACAAUAUGAGUUUGAAAAAUACCUGCCUGCCGUAAGUCAUAUUCGCAUCACCGAGAUGUCAACAUUCAUUUUUGCUUUAACUUCACAGUGAAGUUAUUCUAAAUAUUGAUAACUGUGCAUGUGGGUUAUGCAAACCCUGAAUUCUCCUUGUUGGUUUUAUAUGGGCAAAUAAAACUUGUGGAGUCUUUGGAUUUUGUUAGGUCUGUCUCCUUUAUGGUUGAGGGACAUGGUUGACUAUGCUGACUCUGGGUGGAGUGAUUCUGAUGGAAGAAUGUUUUGCUUUGUGUAUAAUGAAUCAUUUCUUUUGAAGGGUUUUAACCUUUCAAUUGCUGGGGAAUAAAAUUACCAUGAAUGAAA
Messenger RNA from Owenia fusiformis, 6360 nucleotides. The record is from the annotation of a GenBank genome assembly. Lineage: Eukaryota; Metazoa; Annelida; Polychaeta; Sabellida; Oweniidae.